Ceratotherium simum simum (southern white rhinoceros) is the source of this 2869-nucleotide messenger RNA. RefSeq names its product adaptor related protein complex 5 subunit zeta 1 (gene AP5Z1). Gene Ontology annotation, cellular component: AP-5 adaptor complex. NCBI's taxonomy places the organism in Eukaryota, Metazoa, Chordata, Mammalia, Perissodactyla, Rhinocerotidae. The record is from RefSeq and is a predicted model, not a curated record.
GCACGUGAUGCAACCCGGAAGCCGGCGAGACAGGGCACGCCUCCUGGAGUCGGAGCGGCGGAGCGCGCGGGUUGCGUGUCCGUGUGGUGCCGGCGGCUGCGGGAUGUUCACGGCGGGGGCGGAGAGUCUGCUCCGCCAGGCCAGGGAGAUCCAGGAUGAGGAGCUGAAGAAGUUCUGUUGCCGGGUCUGUAAGCUGCUGCAGGAGGAGGACUUGGGGCCUGAUGCCGUUGACACCCUGCAGAGGCUCUUCCUCAUCGUCUCGGCCACGAAAUAUAGCAGGAAGCUGGAGAAGACGUGUGUGGACCUGCUGCAGACCACCCUCUGCUCGCCCACGUGCCCUGAACAGCUCCAGCUUCUCUGCGCCGCCAUCUUGAGAGAGAUGUCACCCUCCCACAGCCUGAGCCUGUCCUGUGACCACGUCCAGAACACGCGGCAGCUGAGCCUGGUGGCCUCUGUGCUCUUGGCCCAGGGUGACGGAAAGCAGGAGGUCAGGAGCGUGGGCCAGCGCGUCUGCAAAGUCCUCGAGAGCCGACAGCCGGAGGGGCCCAGUCUGAGGCACCUCCUCCCGGUCGUGACGAAGGUCGUCAGCCUCGCCCCGGGCACCCUCCACGAAGACCAGGCUAACCUGCUCAACAAGCGCCUGGUGGACUGGCUCCGCUAUGCCAGCGUCCAGCAAGGGGUGGCACACUCCUCUGGCGGCUUCUUCUCCACGCCCAGAGGCCGGCAGCCAGGCCCUGUCACCGAGGUGGACGGGGCGGUGGCCACAGAUUUCUUCACGGUGCUGUCCACCGGCCAGCACUUCACGGAGGACCAGUGGCUGAACGUGCAGGCCUUCUCCAUGCUGCGGGCAUGGCUGCUGCACAGUGGCCCCGACGGCCCCGGCACCCCCGACGCAGACGAUAAGUCGGAGCUGGAGGGCUCCACCCUGUCGGUGCUCUCGGCCGCCUCCACCGCCAGCCGCCUGCUUUCCCCCCAGGAGCGGCUGCGGGAGAAGGCCUUCGAGUACUGCCAGCGCCUCAUUGAGCAGAGCAACCGCCGAGCCCUGAGGAAGGGGGACUCUGACCUGCAGAAAGCUUGCCUGGUGGAGGCCGUGCUGGUGCUGGACGUGCUCUGCAGGCAGGACCCGUCCUUCCUGUACCGCACCCUCUCCUGCCUGAAGGCCCUGCAGGUGCGGCUGUGUGGGGAUCCGGCGUGCGUGCGGGCGCUGCUGCCCGUCACCCAGUUCUUCCUGACCCACGGGGAGGCCGCCGCCGUGGACUCGGAAGCCGUCUACCAGCACCUAUUCACCAGGGUCCCCGCUGAGCUCUUCCACAGCCCCAUGCUGGCCUUCGAGUUCGUCCAGUUCUGCAGGGACAACCUCCCCCUGUUCGGCAGGAGCCUCGGCAUUCUCAAACUGAGCUUCCCUAACCUCUUCAAGUUCCUGGCCUGGCACAGCCCGCCCCUCACCUCCGAGUUUGUGGUGCUUCUCCCGUCACUGGUUGAUGCCGGCACGGCGGUGGAGAUGCUGCAUGCGCUGCUGGACCUACCUUGUCUGACCGCGGCCCUGGACCUGCAGCUCAGGUCGUCGCCGGCUACGUCCGAGAGGCCGCUCUGGGACGCCUCGCUCAGGACCCCCGGCUGCCUGGAGGGCUUCCGGGACCUGCGGUUCCAGGGUCUCUUCCAGCACCUGCUGCGUGCCCAGGCCAGCGGGACCACAGAGAGGUUAGCGCCCCUCCACCAGCUGCUGCAGCCCAUGGCCAGCUGUGCCCGGGUGGUCCAGUGCGCCGAGGCGGUGCCCACCCUGCUCCAGGUGUUCUUCUCGGCGGUGACCCAGUUUGCCGACGGGGCUCUGACCAACCAGCUGGCGCUGCUGCUCUUGGAGAGGAGCAACUCGCUCUACCAGGUCCCGCAGUACGAAGCCCGCGUGCACAGGGUGCUGAGCUCCCAGUUCCUGGUCCUGUGCAAGCUGCACCCCUCCCUGGUGGUCGAGCUGGCGAAGGAGCUCCUGGAAUUUGUGGGGAGCGGGAGCGGCAUCUGCGGCCCGGGGAGCAUGCUGACCGCCGUGGUGUGGGCCAUUGGCGAGUACCUGUCGGUGUCCUGGGACCGGCGGUGCACUGUGGAGCAGAUCAACAAGUUCUUUGAAGGCCUGGAGGCCUUGCUGUUCGAGGUCACCCAGUCCCGCCCCUCUGCUGCCCUGCCCAAGUGUCCACCCCAGGUCAUCACCGUGCUCAUGACCACGCUGACCAAGCUGGCCUCCCGGAGCCAGGACCUGAUCCCCAGGGUCUCUCUGUUCCUGUCAAAGAUGAGGACGCUGGCCCAGAGCCCGGCCACGAGCUCCCUGCACUGUGAGGAGGAUGCGGACGCCGUCCGCACGCGGGCCACCGAGCUGCUGAACCUGUUGAAGAUGCCCAGCGUGGCGCAGUUUGUGCUCACACCCAGCGCAGAGGUGUCCGAGCCCCGCUAUCACCGCGACACCAACACGGCCCUGCCCCUGGCCCUGCGCACGGUCAGCUGGCUGGCGGAGAGGGAGGCGGGCCUCCUGCCGGGGUGAAGGGACGGCCACCAGGAUUAAGAGCCUGUAUUAGGGUCAAGCCUCGGCUUAGUGAUCAGAGAGGAAGUGAGGAGGGCGUGAGUCCCAGGGAGGAGCCCCGGGGGCUCUCGGCCCCUCACGCUGGGCAGGGCUUCACGUUCACACCCUUUGGGUGUUUGUCUCUCUCAAGCCUUUCUCCCGGGACAUGCUGAGCUGUGUGGUGGGACAGCUGUGACUCGUGGCUUAGCCACUUUGGGGCUGGACGGGAGCUGCCUGCUCUGUGCCCUGCUGGUCCUUGUUUGGGGGCAGUUAGGGGUCAGAACAGGUAUGGCAAAAAUAAACCCCUUUAACAAGUAUCUG